AUGGCUUCUUCCAAUCGUCGAGCAUCACAUGAUCUUGGAUUUACUAGAACUACAAAUACAACAAAUCGUCGAACUAGUUCCAUUGAUAAUGAUGUUACUAAUAGUACAAUAUUUAAUUCUCGUCGUCUAUCAAUGGAUACUUCUAUCAGUACAUCUCAUUUACAAGCAACUGUUAUUGCGCAAGGUCCAUCUGUAGCUUUUUUCGGUAGUUGUGUUAUUAAUGAUAUUUUCUAUAUUCAUGGUGGAGUUAAAACACGUGGUGAUCAUUCACCAUCAAAUCGAAUGUUUAAAUUUCAAAAUAAUAUAUGGACAGAAAUAACAACAGAAGAUUCUCCUACACUUUCUUAUCAUCGAUGUAUUGUUAUGGGAAAUGGUGAAUAUAUUAUUACUAUUGGUGGAUGGGAUGGAUCAAAAAGAAAAUCUGAUAUAUAUGUAUUUGAUGUAGUUAAUACAACAUGGCAUCAAAUAUAUGCACCUGGAUUUCCUAGUGAUGGUGGUCUUAAUAAUCAUGCUGUUAUUCCAUUAAAAUCACAUGAUACAACAAUUCUUGUUAUUGGUAGAGAUGGUAGUUUAAGAACACAACGUAAACAUGGUGAUGCAUAUUGUUUACGUGGAGACCCAGCAAAACGUACUUUUCGGUAA
Molecule: messenger RNA, 642 nt
Organism: Rotaria sordida
Lineage: Eukaryota; Metazoa; Rotifera; Eurotatoria; Philodinida; Philodinidae
Source: the annotation of a GenBank genome assembly